Molecule: messenger RNA, 11889 nt
Organism: Chelonia mydas (Green sea turtle)
Lineage: Eukaryota; Metazoa; Chordata; Testudines; Cheloniidae
Gene: CCDC127
Product: coiled-coil domain containing 127
Exons: 3
Coding region: 5850-6755 (301 amino acids)
Source: RefSeq, a predicted model, not a curated record
CCAGGCUCCCGCGGCUGUUGUUCCCUUUCCCCCUCCCGUUCCAAUGGGCUGGUCCGGGUAGGUGGGGGCUGGACCCUCUGGCGGCGGGUAAGUGGCGGCGGCGGCGGCUACUCGGCUGGGCCUGGCGGGGUCUGUGCGGUCUAAAAUGACUUUAAUAAAGAAGCUGCAGUGUCCUAUUUUCUAGGCAAGUGGCUAAGUUGUACCUAAGUCUGUUAAAUUGAUGGUAAGUAAAUCUCAAAGUUCUGGGGUAUUUUUCAGUUUUUUCUUGAUAUACCACAGGGGUCGAUAACCUUUCAGAAGUGGUGGGCUGAGUCUUCAUUUAUUCAAUUUAAUUUAAGGUUUCGCGUGCCAGUAAUACAUUUUAACGUUUUUUAGAAGGUCUCUCUUUAUAAGUCUAUAUAUUAUAUAACUAAACUAUUGUCGUAUGUAAAGUAAACAAGGUUUUCAAAAUGUUUAAGAAGCUUCAUUUAAAAUUAAAUUAAAAUGCUGAUCUUACGCCGCUGGCCCGCUCAACCCACUGCCAGCCUGGAGUUCCGAAGGUUCAUCUGGGCUGGCAGCAAGCUGAGCGGGGCCGGCGGCUGGGACCUGGCAGGCAGCAGCUUGCCAUUACAAAUCACCUCGCAUGCCGUUGGUUACUGACCCCUGAUAUACUACAAUGCUAAAGUUCUUCCUUGUAAAGAUUUUUCAGCAUCACGAUUAUUUAACAUAACAAAACGUUGCUGGUAUUUAAAAGUUGGCUUGUGCCAACACUUUUAGCCAAGUUCACUUUCCAUUUUAAGUAGGAAAUGUAGAAUACUUUUAAAUAUAGUUGUGUUGUAAGUGUGGCAUUUUAGAGGUGCUGAAUGGCAGAAAAAAUAUUCUACAACCAAUAGAACUUCUCUUUAAAAAAAUCUAAUCUUUUAGAACAAUCCUUCAACAUGAAGAAUAUUUGCUUUCCCUGAAGUAAUAAAAAAUAUGAACAUAUAUUUGAUAAUUGAGUUGUGGUGUAAACACUUGCUUAAACACAUUUUAAAGCCCCUGAAACUCUGAAGAUAUUUUUUUUUUUAAACAUGAUUUUAUUUAUUUAUUUAUUUAUUUAUUUUAAGAAGUACUUGUUUUGGCAUCUUUUCAAGAGAGGACAACGACUCAUCAUAUUUGUGUAAUAUGCAGGAGUGGAGGUGGGUAACUGCACAGCUUCUUUUAUCAGAUAUGGACAUUGGCAGUCCAGUUCUCAGUGGACAUACUGACAACAAAUUUUAGAUUGUAUGGCCUGUGGGACAGGAUGAUCAUUUUGUUGUGUUUGUACAGCACCUAAUACAGUGGGGUCCAGGACUAGGACUCCUAGGUGCUAUAGUAAUACACAUACAGUACAGACCCUUUUACGUACGGAUGUCAGGAGUCAAGCCAUCAUGACCGCGUGUUAACGGACUGCGGGUUAAGAGGGCCAUACUGAAAAAAGUGUUUAUGAUUCACUUAGAAAAAAAUGCUGUUAUUUUCUGCUCUUUCUGGCUCGCAUUUUUUUUUCUUUCUUAUGAAGUCUGUCUUUCGCCGAAGAUGAAUGAUUUCGAUAUUUUCCGCAUUUUGCUCCUCCGUAAAUCUUACAACAGUUUCUACAGCACUAAGGGCUUCUGUGAGCGAAAUCUUGACCUUUUCAACGACGUUGUCGUCAUUGUCAUUUAGGCCUGCAUUAUUAGAAUUCUCGCCAUCACUUUCGCAGUCCGACGUAGCCUUGCAGCCCGUUAAUAUUUCUUCCUCGGACAGAAAUUCUGAAGUCGGGCAAUCUUCAUCCAUCUCUAGCCACCCGGUAAUGAUUUCCGGCGAUGUAUCCAAAGUAAAAUCUUUUAUCAUUUGAAAGAAAAGUUUACCUUUAUCCUCUUUUGUCUGCGUGCGUGUUUAUAGGAUGUCUUCUUCCGAAAAUCCUUCACAGUCUGGCUCUGAAUCAGUGCCACUGCUGGAAUUUUCCGAGUCUGAGCCGUCUUUGACAGAAAAGGCAUCACCGAAAGCCUUCAUCCAGCAGUUUUCAAUGGACUUUUGUUUUACUCCGUCCCAAGCUUUUUUAUCUAAAUAAAUAAUUUCCUUCAUGUUUAACUGUUUCAGGAGUUUGGAAAUGCCUGAAGACGUGCAUGACACGAUCGCCAAAAUCAUCUCCCACUGAUAACUGUUCUUAAAAUUCUGAAUAAUGCCCUGGUCUAAAGGUUGAAUUUUUGAUGUUGUGUUGAAUGGUAGGUAUAGCACUUGAAUUUUUCCAUCGCUCGAUACCAGUGAUUCAGCUGGAGGAUGGGCCGGACAAUUGUCAAGUAGCAAAAGUGCUUUGGCUUCGAGUUUCUUUUACCGCAGAUGCUUACAAACAGCUGGAACAAAGUUAUUGUGGAACCAGUCAUCGAAAAUGUGUCUCGUCAUCCAAGCAUUUUUGCUGUUAGCGUAUAUUACUGGCAGUUUGGCUCUGUUGAGGUGAUUAAAAGCAGCGAGGGUUAUGAAAGCGGCCAACGAGAAGAGGGGCAAGCUUAUGGCUGACCAUCUUAUUACUACAAAAAAGAAGAGUCACACAAUCUUUUUAAAUCCAGUUGUUUUCUGUGUCUCGUAAUUAAAGGCUAAAGUCUUAUCAGGUAGCAGUUUUGAAAAUAAAGCUGUUUCAUCACAAUUAUAAAGUUGUUCUGCGUGGUAGUCUUCAUUUUGUAAAAUAGAUUUUAACUCGGUGGGAAAUGCAUUCGCGGCCAAUUCAUCGGCUGAUCAGCUUUCUCCAUAAAUCGAUACCUGCGCUAUGCCAUGACGCUUUUUAAAAUGACUUAUAAACCCCUUGCUGGCUUGGAAUGAUUCAUCUCCCAUUAAAUUUCCAAAUUUUGUCUCUUGGGCUUGAAGAAUUAGCCCACAUAAGCGGCAUUCCUUUCAGCCUUUUCUGAGCAAACCACAUGUGCAUGGCUUUGUCUAUUGUGGGUUUUGCUGAAUAGCGCACAUGUUUUCGUUUAAGCCCCAUGGCAGAAUCGAUAUUUUGUACAAAGCCAUUCAGUUUAGAUUCGUUUUUUAGCCAUCCUCGGAGAGUAGAUUCGGCAAUCCCAAUAUCUUUUGAAACUUUGGCCUGGGUUUCUCCACUAUUUACUCCAUCUAUUGCAGCUAGCUUUUCUUCUACAGUGUAGGAACUCUGACGCUUGCCCUCUGCCAUUAUAUUAGGCCUACGGUUAAAAUUUUCUAAUGUAGUAUAUAUAUUAUAUAUCUCUCUAGCAUGACAAUGUCUAAGCAUGCGUGUUAUGUCUUUACCAAUAUCGAUAAAGACGUAGAACAUGUUUCUGCUCCGCACUUCCUGUCGAUUUCUAUGUCAGUGAGUUAAUGAGUAAAUCUGUAGCGCAACGUAGCAAGUUCCUGUAUCGCAUGUUAAUGAGUCUCGCGUGUUAAAUAGGUAGCACUGGGAGGCACGGCGCUACCGUGCUUUAAGAGGAUUCGCAUGUAAACAGGUCUGUACUGUAAUACAGUUGUGAUCCAUGUUGACAAUCUUCACAGAAAUACAUAGGUCUGAAAUAGCAUGGAGAUGAACUUCUCUUUCCCCUUGAUAAUUCUGUACAAUGUAAUGGCCAAAUUGGGUCAGUGGUGGGGAGUGGGGGGAGGAGCUCACAUGCCAGUACCCACAACUCACCUGUUCCACGGAUGAACAAAGGACUUGCCUGUCUAUUUGGCUCCCACUGAGACCACAUCUUUCACAAGCAGUAAAUUAACUGUCUUCAGCUGUAUAAGCAAUUCCUUCCACACUAUUCUACUUUAAAUUGUAUUUCAUGUUGUACCAGGAAACUCUCUGGGCCGAUUCAUGGAGCACUGCAGAUGCAGCGGGUAGGACCUUAUUGCUCCACAAUCCCUUUUUUGUUUGGCUGGUUAAAAGAGUGGUGUUGCAAUGGAGAGCCAAAUGCAACCCUGUUUUAAAUAAGUUUACCAAUAGACAAUUUUUUUUUCUUUGUAGCUAAUUAUUCCUGGAAUACACAUCUUACUUUCAACACUCUUAAAGGAAGAAUCAGCUUUUUGUGUUUUUUGAAGGGAGGGUGGGUGGAUAGUUGAAACUUUUGGUCUUACAAGAAGAAAGCAACUCAAAACUAACCAAUAACCCAGUUUGUUUUCCACCUAAAGGCAACUCUUAUAACAUCUGGAUUCAUGCUUUUACUUUUAUUUAUAUGACUAUAGUAUGACAGGGUUCCCGGGUGCAGCCUGAACUAUGGGACUGCUGAGCUUCCCUCCCCCUCCCCUCCCCCCCCAAACUGGGCUCCCUCUCACACUGUGGCAGGCACUGCACUUACUCUUCACAGACACAACCAAUCGAGUUACAUGAAUGCUCCCACUCACUCAUGAACCAACAACAGAGAGGCUCCAGCCAGUUCCCCCCAGCUUCCCAGCCUUGUACCCCAGAACUGUACCACCUUGCCCUGGUUAGAAGCCUGACCAGUGUAAGUUCAUUACCAAGUCCACCCCUCCCUCAAUGUAGAGAGGACAUACACUAGCCAUUGUAAACUGAGCUGAGAUUUCCCAAACACUUCAGCUAAAAUACACUGUUUUAGAUAAAAUAUAAAACAGAUUUACUAAUUACAGAAAGAUAGAUUUUAAGUGAUUAUAAGUAAUAAGCAUAGAGAUCAAAGUUGGUUACCUAAGGAAUAAAAUAAAUUCACAGUCUAAGUUCUAUAAAGUAAAUGGGGUUGGAAUCAAGCAGUGCCUCAUCCUGAGAGAUGGUACAAACAAGUCUGGAAACUUCAAUACACAGGCUGGAACUCUCCUCCAGCCUGGGACCACCCUCCUGCGUUCAAAGUCUUUGUCCUCCAGACGUGUUUCCAGAUGUUGAGUUGUGCGGGGAGUGAGGCCAAGUCAUGAUGUCACUUCCCCUUCUUUUAUAGUUUCUUCCAGCCUGUUGGAAAGUUCUGUGCUUGUGACUGGGGGUCCACACUCAUUGGUCAAUCAUUCUCCAUUAUCUACAAUGUUCUUUCUCAGAAGUCUUCUGGGAUGGUAACUGGGAGUGUAGAUUCUCUUUAAUGGGCCAUCAGCUUGUCUGGCUACUUCAUUGCUUUACCUGAAAGACUGGUUGUGGGUGUUCCCAGCCUCAAACAUAUUUCACACGCGCGCACACACACACCAAAACUUCAUAACCUCACAUACAAUAAUAGCACAUACAAUCCAACAGGAUAUCAGUGUUCACCAGAUCAAGACUUUUAAAAUGAUUCGUCACAAGACAUACUUUGUACAAAACAUAUCAUAAUUAUAUGAUGGUGAAUAUGCGGGUUCUAGGGUGCUGCUUCGAGGUAGAGAGUGCCAAACAUAGUGUCCAGAGACCACCAGUAGGACUGGGGCUUCAUUAUUUUAGUUGUCUACCCCAAAGCACAACAAAAGACAUUUUCAAGUUUUUAAAAAUUACUAAAGUGCCGAUUAUCUCCACCUGCUCACCAUCUUAGGCAUCAUUAAUUGGUGGGGUUUUUGUAUGUGUUACAGCAGCAAUGGGACUCAAAGAACAGGUACUGGCCUUAUGCAUUAGUUAUUGUACUUGUUUCCAUGCUUGAGGAGUGAAAUUGGCUUUCUGAGGUGCUAGGCCCUUUGUCUACUGACUGGAAGUAAUUUCAUUAGCAAAGAAUAGAUAGAGUAAGAUUAAUACCAAAAGAAUUCAUUGUGAUAUCUAGUCUGAUCACCAGUAUGCAUAACACAGGUAAUAGAAUGCUCAGUGGUUAUGCACGGAGUCCAAUAGCUUGUGUUGAACUAGACUAUACUGUAAAGACUCCAAGUGAUGGAGAAUGUACCACUUCCCUGGUAAUCUGUUUCAGUGGUUAAUUACCCUUACAGUUAAAAAUCCAUCUCUUUAGUUCCAGUUUGAUCCAGAAUCUGAAAUAGAAAUCCUGAACCAAGUAUUAGGUAUGGUUUUAAUAGGUGCACAUGUCCAUGUUACCUACUGCUAUCAGCAUCCUCCCCUAAUCAUUGGUAGCACUGACAUGACUUUUUUUUCCCCCUAUGAAUCUAAAGGUGUCUCCAUGAAUAAUUUAAAUGAUCCUCCAAACUGGAAUAUCCAGCCUAAUCCAAGGGAAAAUGGUGGUGAUGGAAACAAAUGGAAUUAUGCUUUGUUGGUUCCAAUGCUGGGAUUGGCUGCAUUUCGUUGGAUCUGGUCCAGAGAGUCUCAGAAAGAGAUAGAAAAAGAAAAAAAAGAAUAUUACAGAAGACUAACAUCUGUACAAAGAGAUCUUGAAUCAAAAUAUCGUGACAUAAUCACAGAAAAUCGCCGCACAGUUGCUCACUUGGAGUUGGAGCUUGAAAAGGAACACAACAGAACCCUGAGUUAUCGUGAAGCCCUAAUCUCCCAGAGUCGCAAAUUAGUAGAAGAAAGAAGAGUUCUAGAACAGGAACAUGAAAAGUUGGAGCAAGAAAAGCAGGUUCUGCGGCGCUCAGGGGCAGCAGGUGCCUUGUACCAGAGUUGUCUUGCAAAAGAAGCACAAUGGCAAAAGAGAGCUAAUAUUGUAAUAAAAGAAUUUGAAGAAGCACUUUUAGAAAGACAAGAUAUCUACUGCAGUUUUGUGCUGCCCAGAAACCAGCGACUAGAAAUAGAGAAAAAUUUGCUAGUUAGAGCUGCAACUGAUCCUGUUGCUGUGGAUAUAGAAAUGGAAAACGGUUUAAAAGAUAUUUUUAAGUAUGAUACAUAUUGUGGUAAUGUGCUGAACACAAACAAGCGUCAAAAUGGAAGACUAAUGUGGCUUUAUCUCAGAUAUUGGGAACUAACUGUUGAAUUAAAAAAGUUCAAGAGGGUAGAGAAGGCCCUGUUGGAAAAAUGAUGUGCGGGGAAAGUAGUGGCAUUUCAUGUACUAUGGCACAUGUAAUAUAUGAUGACUCACUGGUAUUCUAAAGAUGCUAAUUUCCUGUAGUACAUUCAUAUAUUUUCCCCCCUCGUCAUUGCAGCCACAUUUGCAGUACUCCCCAUCCAUGAAGGUGUCUCCACUAUUGGUGCCUUUCCAUUGAUGGGCCAACAACAAAUGCUCACUAGGCAGUGCAGUUUACCUUGAGACUGUGUCAACUGAAAGAUACACUUUGUGUUCACGGCCAGGUUAGCAGAGAGUGCUCCCAACUCCUGAUUUCCUGCAUGGCAGUGCAACAAAACUCUCAGGAAAGUACUCGGAAGUGACUGUAACAGUGAGAUUUCUUGUUAUAUUAUUUAGAUGUGAGAUGCUUUCUCUGUACCAAUGAAAAAAGUGUGGAAUCAUGUUUUCAAAUUAGAUUUGCAUGGUCUUCCAAGCUUGAUGUGCAUAUGUCACUUUACAUUACGUUAUACAAAAAAAUAUUUGCUUGAAAUACAAAGACAGGAUGCUAUUUAAAAUAAUACAGAAUGAAAAUAAAAACAAGGACUUUGAUCUGCUGCUUACUGAAGUUAAUAAAAAUGAGGGCGUGAUUGGUCUUAAAUCAGGAUUACAUGAGAGUUGUAAUCUAAAAGUUGCCACGUCAGGGGAAUUCAUACAAUGGAAAAGUAAAACAUUUAAUCACUUAUUUUUCCUUUGAGGUCUAGGUUACGAGAUUGGACUUUGCCCACCUUGGUAUUGCUGAAGGCCCUAUUGCUUUGACUGAUUGAUCUCUAACGGGUUGAUUAUUUUAAGCCCGUCUCUAGUAGACAGAUAUCCACAUCAUAAAAGCCAUCAUCACACACAGCAGAGAUUUCAAGGAUUGACUGGAUGUAGAGACUAAACAAUUCUCUUAUCCUUACAAGUAGUCCCCCCAGAUCAGGUGUGGGAUUAUAUUACCUUGGCUCAUGCACAGUGAGGAGUUGGGCAGGGAGUAAAACCAUCACUUGGAUUGAUUUUGGGGAAGUAACUGAGCAAAAGAAAUUCUCAUGGAAUUUUCCUCCUCAACUUCCCUCAUCUGGGUAUUUCAGUCAUGGGGUAAUCAGCCCAGGAUUCUGACCUAACUAGAAUUAAACAGAAGAAAUUAUGUAUUCACAGACAAAUAAAAAUAACAGCAGAGGAGUGCAGAAAAUAAAAUAUAAAGGCUUUCAUUUUUCAAGUCUGUCCUGUUUAAAGUGCCUCUUGAAAUGUUUGUUCCCUUCUGCAAAGGGAGAAAACAUUAAUCACUUACAUAAAAAAGAGCAAAAGGAAAAUGGAUAUACAGUAACUGAUAAGUAAAGUAACUGUAUUUACAUUGAUUUUGUAGAUGUGUUUAUAUCAUUGUCAAUUUCUAUUAAAUAUUGUUUACAUUGCAGCAAGAUGAGCAAUAACUGAUUAUUUCAGAAUUAAUUUUACUGAUCUCUAGGACUAAAUACAUUAUAGCAUAAUGUCUAACAUUAGGUAGAAAAAGAAAUAUGCUAAAGUGAGAAACUUGGGCUAAAUCUGACCCAAAAUAAAGGUUUUGUAACAACUGUCAUUUACAGAAACUAAGACCAACAGAAGCAUAUCCAUGGAUAUUUUCCAAAUGCCAGUGGUUCUGUCUGUGUUCUUAUAACUGUGCACACCACUAUAAUUGCUGGCUGCCUCCCAAGGGAUAGAGCAAAUACAAAAGGCUAAUGCACUAUACCAGGGUUUCCUUUGUACUUCCCCUGAGGUACUCAGGCAGUGGGUUUUUCAUUUUUGUUUUAAUUUGAUUUGAUUUUCUCCUAUGGAUUAACAGCAUUGUGCUACUUCAUAAGAACCUGAAAGUUAAACUACUAAAAUCCAGAGUGGAAGUGAUUUGGUCCUGCCUCAAUCCUAUAUCAGGACCCACUAUCCCAGACCCUUGCGUCCACACAGAGCACAGGCUGAGGGAUACACUCUAGUAGAUCUCCAUGUAGGACAGGGCCCAGGUCUUUUUUGUCAAAUCUGAGAUAAAUACAAAGAUAAAAAAUGAGCAUCCAUUUCUAUUUUGAUAGACUGCCAUUGGUUUGGCUUGGUGUACAUAAAGAAUGAAGACAGUCCACACCCUGAGGAGUUUAAAAUUAAGUUAAAGAGUGAAGUGUCAUUUUAAAAAAAAAUUCUUUGUGUUUUAAUAAGAUGUUAUUUGUAACUUAAGUAAGGAUAUCAGUUUUCAAUAUUUUUAUCCUGUCAGUAACCCUUUUAUUAAUUGUAGGUACCUCUCCUCUUAAAGUUAAAAAUAACCCUUUUUUGAUAAAAAUGAGAAAUAUAUACCCAAUACACACACUAAAGCUUUGUAAAUUUCUUUUACCUCUGUGAAAAAGGCCAAAAAUGUUUGUCAUCUUGGUUUACAUUUUUCUAUAGUUUUAUCACUGAUAGCAACUCAAAACCAUUUACAAAGAGGACAUAGAGCUGAGAGGGCAAAUCCUUUUUGAGUUUAUAUUAGUAUUUAAAUUGUGGCAUUGUUUAAUUUAUUCCUAAUACAAUGUUGUGAUGUAAUCAAUGUAUCAAAAUGCCAGUUAGUAAAGUAGAGCUUUUUUUGUCAAUACAAGAUUCUUCAAAGUUACAUUUUGUUUAACAUUAGGCUAGUUAAUGAAGGCAUGACAGUGACUCAAAGGCGAAGUCCAAAAGCACAUAAUAGAUUUAGGAGCACAAGUCCCACUGACUUUCAGUGGGACUUGUGCUCCUAAAUUUCUUAGGCACUUUUGUAACUCUCUCUCUCGCAAUAGAUAAGGUUGUGCUGGACGUUCCACUGUAAGCUUUAUUUUGUCCCUGGCGCUUCAAAUUUUGAUCUGAGGAGGUAAUUGAUUUGCAAUAUAAUGUAGGGUAUAAGAAGAUCUUUUUCAGAACAUUUCAUACUAUGUCGUACUACAGUUUUCAAUUAACAGUUAAAAAAAAAUCAACAUUUUGCUGCACUGUUUCAUGGGGUUGUUUGUUUGUUUGCGGGGCAGUGGAGGGGUUGAUCUCUUGAUAUAGGACAGGCUUUUAUACUCCAAAUUGACACUUGUAUAGUUUGGUCUGAACUCUCAUGCACAGGAUACUUUGAAAACCCUUUGGAAUUUUUUUCUUUUAACAAAAAGAGAAGCAACAAAUAAUCAUCACAAAAUUGAUCCCCGCCAAUUUUAUCCCUGCCAAUAGAUGACAUUAGCUGGCAUGAGAAAAACACUUCAGCCAGUCAGUUAGUGUAUUUGUUACAUAAGUCCACUUGCCUUCUACCAUGCUUCCUCAAACAUCCCACACACCCCAGCUCCCUUCAUGCAAUCUCCAAUACUCCUGACUCCUUCCUAUGGAUCCCCAUAUCACCCCAACCCACCCUCAGUGUUCAGAGGCUCCUUGGGGGCCCGCAUUACCUCUGUGAGCCUAGUUAAGGUCAGACUCAGUGAGCCAAAAUAGUCUAAUUGGAAACUGACAAGCCUCUUUGAGGUGGCGGAGAGGGCUGUCAAAUACUCUGUUCCUUGGCUCUCACCAUGUCCCAUCCCAUACAAAGUGCCCACAGCCUUUCAGCCUAGUCACACUCCGCCCAAUAUACCAGUUCCUCUGUCUUCUUGCUGCCCUCUUUUGUAUCUUGCCCCGUCCCUUCUUUGCCUGCCCCACAAUGCCUCCUAACGCCUUUCCUCUCUCAUGCAACCUAAUCUAGAGUGACCAGAUCCUCUGAGCCUUCGGCUCUAGGCUUCCAGCUGUCCGUAGCUCCAGCACCACUCCAUCACUUCCUCAGUAUUCUGACAAUUACAUAACAAUAGCUAAACAAAGAGAAACUGUGAGAAUAAGCUAAUAUGUGUAUGUUGAUUGCAUACAUCAUAGAGAUGCUGAUUGCAGCUUCAUUGAUAAAGAUGCAUUGAGUGUUCCUUUGUAAGUCAUGUCUUGACACACAGCCUACGCUCAUCCAUAAAACGUUAUAGGAAGGAGCUAUUACUGUGAAAUAUUGGAAAUGAAUCUAAGGGAGGAGCUUAAUAAAGUUUUAUGUUUGGGGAUAUUUAGAGGAUUUAGAGGUGAAGUUACUAUCAACAUUAGCCUAAUCCUUCUGUAUCCCUGUCAUAGUUUCUGGAACAGUGUAGGUAGAUUGAAACAAAGUGCCUGUGAGUGCGAGGUGGGCUAAUAUUUUACAAUAUACGAUACAGAACACUCCGCUGAUUUCUAGAGGAAGUGCCCAUGUAACUUGGAGCAGAAUUUGGCCCAAAGAGUUCAGAGACCAGAAUGCAUCCAUCAUGUGCUGAAAGACGAUGUCACUGAGUGUGCAGUCAGUACGAUAGACUGAGGUAUAUGGAGAGCCAGUGUAAACAUACAUCUUGUCAUACAUGGUUGCUUGCUUAAAAUAUGAAUCAUUAUUUGUGAUAGGUUAGUUAUCUGUAAGUAAGACAAUUAGCCACAUUGUCAGGUAGUUCAAGCUUAAAAGUGUCUGUUUCUUAAAUAUUAAUGGAAAUGUAUUAAAUAACGGAGGGGGGGGGGGUUCUUUUCAGAGUUAAAUGGAAAGUAUAUUGUUUGGGUUUAAAUUCCUUCCGCAAUCCUCUUUGUCGGGUGCUGUCUUCCCCUGCAGCAUAUAUAGCUGUGAUAAGUUUACAGUCAGAAACAUUUCUUCACUUACUGUGUACAUUACCAUGCACACCUUUGAUUCUGUAUAUACUCAUUAAAUAAAAAUUAAAGGGAUGGACUGCAGCAAACAGGUUAGUCAUCACCCACACAAAUAGCCAAAAAAGACAGGCAGCCAGUAAACAUGGUUUCUGAGGAAAUUUGGGGAUCUAAUAUUGGCAGGUGCCAUCUCCACAUUAUCUGUUCUUGGAGAUUUUCCAAAGUGUUUGCUUUCAUGAAUCACUGAGUCUCUGAAAACAAUCUAUUUGUGCACCUCCUGGCUUCAUAUUUACCUAUCAAAAUAGGACGAUAAUUAUGUCACAGGUAGCCUACUAACAGGUAACAAAAAAAAGUACUGCUCAAUGCUACAACAGAACUUUGCAUUGUAUUAUAAUUAGAAAAAUGUUAGUUUCCCAUGCGUAUACCGAAAAUAUACUCAAUGUGUACAAUUCUGUCCCAAACUUCUGCCUGUCUGGUACCUACCUGUGUAUGCAUCUAUUAAAUGUAAAUAAAGACUUGGAAAAUAAAAACA